Messenger RNA from [Torrubiella] hemipterigena, 1096 nucleotides. The record is from the annotation of a GenBank genome assembly. Lineage: Eukaryota; Fungi; Ascomycota; Sordariomycetes; Hypocreales; Clavicipitaceae.
AAUCAGAGUCGCGUUAUUGUCAACGAAGUGGAAGAGGUCACAGCACGAAAACGGAGAGACCGGCAUGUAAGCAGUUGGAGAAAUUUUGUUUUCCAUCCUCAAGGGUCCUCGCUUGGCUUUUAACCUGCCUUCUCGUCGCCUCCUUUCCCGUCAACUUCAGUUUCAUCACCAUCAAUUGCAAAAAGCUGAUCCAGUCUUGCAUCCAUCAUGCUCUCUAGCAUCACACUCGCCUCAAUUCUGGCCCUCGCCUCUGUUGGCGAGGCUCUCAAGCCUUGGGUUGCUCCUGGCGCCGAUGACUCUCGCGGCCCAUGCCCCAUGCUCAACACGCUUGCCAACCACGGCUACCUUUCUCACAAUGGCAAGAAUCUCUCGGUCGAAGACUUUGGAAACGCCGUCGUCGAGGCCCUCAACACCAACCCUUCGUAUGGCACUAAGCCCGCCAAGAUGUUUAUCGCCGGCUGGCACUCGGAUAGAUUCGACUUGGCCGACCUCAACACGCCUGGUAUCCUCCAGCACAUUGGCUCCCUUAGCCGCGACGACGUAACCGAGACCGAAGCCAACAUCAAGGCCGUUCCGGGCCGCAUUGCUGCGCUCCUCGAUGACAGCCCUAGCGACCACAUCGACGCCUCGUCCAUUGCCAAGAGCCGCCUGCGCGUUGAAGGCAUCUCCAGCCCCAAGAAGCUUAGCGCGCAAGACCAGCUCCUGGCUUAUGUCGAGUCCAGCUUGGUGCUCAUGAUGAUGAAGGAGGACACCGUCCCGUCUGCCUACUCUUUCCCCAGCUCCAGGACUUGGACUGCGCCCAAAGAGCGUGUCCGCGUCUGGUUGACUGAAGAGCGUCUGCCUGAGGAGCUUGGCUGGAAGCGAUCGACUCGCAAGCUUAUGCCUGCCGAUUUGUUCCCUAUUAUGAAGGCCAUCUUUGACCAGAAGCGCGUCCACAGCGGCCGCUCCCUCUGGCAAACAGUAUCGCCGUAUAUCUUUGGUCACGGCAAAGAGGAUGCUGCCAAGGAGGAGCUGUAGAUAUGAGCGGAAGAAUACUUGUAUAGAAUAUUAUUGCUUUAAUUGUACAGCUAAUUUGACUUUUUUACUUGUCACUACA